GGCAGAAACUGAUAUUACGUCUCGCAACAGAGUUAGUCUGACAGUCAGCUAAUAAUCGAUACUGAAGUCUGUCUCCGGCAGGCGCCUCCUCUGGAUUCCUUUGUAUUCGCCUAGCAUUCACACACUUGUUGAACAUGGGAUACCUGCUGUCUAAGAUGAUGGCUGUGUUCGGAGACAAAGAGCACAAAGUCAUCAUUGUGGGUUUGGAUAACGCUGGGAAGACGACCAUCCUCUACCAAUUCCUGACGAAAGAAGCCGUCCACACAUCACCAACCAUUGGCAGCAACGUUGAGCAGAUCACCGUUCGUAAGACUCACUUCUUGGUUUGGGAUAUCGGAGGACAGGAGAGUCUGCGAGCCAGCUGGUACUCCUACUACUGCAACACAGAGAUCGUCAUUCUGGUUGUGGACAGCACCGACCGGGAACGGCUCACUGUAACCAAAGAAGAGCUUCACCGAAUGCUCGCACAUGAGGACCUACAAAAUGCAGCCAUUCUCAUCCUGGCCAACAAACAGGACAUGAAGGGCUCCCUGACAGCGGCAGAGAUCUCCCAGUGCCUCACACUCGACUCCAUCACAUCGCACUCCUGGCAUGUUCAGGCCUGCUGCGCCCUGACAGGAGAGGGUCUACCUGCCAGUCUGGACUGGAUGAAGUCACGAGUCGUGGCAAACUAAAAAGAAAGCAAUGGAUUAAAAGUCCUCAAACUGAGCCAACCUCUUAAGCACCGUGUCAGGAUUAUUUACUGUGUUUUGGGCCUGUGAACAUGGCGUCUGUGACAGACCCUGCCUCGCCACGUCUACAGUGCAACUUACCGACUGUGUGUCCGUCCUAAAAAACGUGCUUCGUUCCCAUAUCAACCUUGGAAAGAUGACAACAGACGAGCUUCAGAAACUGUUUGGUGAUUUGAUUAUAUUUUAACCAACUGGAGGUUGUGCACUGAGGGGGAAAAAAAGUGUUUACAAAGUGUUAUGCAUUUACAUAAGUGUCCUGUGUGUAGAGUAGAACAACAUUUAGGCAAAUUAUCCUACCUCACCAGAAGUAUCACAUUCUGUUUUAAACGGAACUGUAAAAAGUACCUAAAAUGUCAUUAUUUCAUUGCUAGAAUAAUAAGGCAUGUGGAAAACAAUAAGGCAGGUCGAUAACAGAUGAUGAUUUUUUAACACUAUAUUUUUCCUGUUAGUGUCCUAAUUUGUAUCAAGCUGAUCUACUGAUUUCACAGAAACUUUAAAAUUGAACAAUUGUGGUUUCAUUUUGACCGUUAACUGUUGAUUGCUCAUCACUUUUUGUUCGUAGUGCACAUGAACUAGUGAGUCAAAACAGUUUUACCAGCAAACAGUACAACUGUUGUCUUCUCAGAAUUCCUGCAGUGCUGCAAAAAGCCUCCAAGCCUGCAUCUGAUGUUAAAACCAUGUUUCAUUAGAUCUGUAGAUUUGUAUUAAUUUAUUCUUUUUCUUUUCUUUUCUUUUUUAAAGCUCUUGAACUACGUACUGUAUAUUACAGCCAUUUCCUGAAUGGAACAAGGAGCUAGCUGCUAGGGACAAUGAGUCAUAUUUAAAAUGUAUAUAUUGUAUAGUGUAAUUUUUUUAAAAUAAAUUUUAUUAUUUCUAUG
Messenger RNA from Archocentrus centrarchus (flier cichlid), 1609 nucleotides. It is a transcript of the gene arl5c, whose product is annotated as ADP-ribosylation factor-like 5C. Gene Ontology annotation, molecular function: GTPase activity; GTP binding. NCBI's taxonomy places the organism in Eukaryota, Metazoa, Chordata, Actinopteri, Cichliformes, Cichlidae. The coding region runs from base 135 to 674 and encodes 179 amino acids. The transcript has 6 exons. The record is from RefSeq and is a predicted model, not a curated record.